Messenger RNA from Enterobius vermicularis (human pinworm), 1275 nucleotides. The record is from the annotation of a GenBank genome assembly. Lineage: Eukaryota; Metazoa; Nematoda; Chromadorea; Rhabditida; Oxyuridae.
AGUGGAGGAAAUAUGAGUUUGGAAGAAAUCGACUACAACAGUAUCGAAAGUCGUAAAUGCUAUUCAGAAGAAGAACGACUUUUGUCUGGAUCAAAACUUGAAUAUUACAUCUUUACAAUUCUGUUUCCACCGAUAUGUUUGAUGGGUUUAGCAGGAAAUAUGCUCAAUUUAGUUGUUCUUCUUAGCAAAGAAAUGAAAUCACGAAUGGCAUUAAUAAUAAGAAAUAAUAAUUGCAGAGCCAAUUUUCUUUUGGCAUGUUUGGCAUUCUGUGAUAUCACAUUUCUGCUUUUGAUGAUACCACAUUCAUUAGCCAAUUUUCCGGCAAUUGGUUUAAGCUACUAUUUUCGCCUGUAUUAUCUACCGAUGAAAGUCAAUCUUAUCACUUUUGCAAAUUGGAGUUCUGCAGCAGCCAUAUGGUUGGUGGUAGCAGUAUGCGCUGAACGUUUGAUUGGUAUCCGAUAUCCAUUCUACAGUCGUGGUCAUUGGUCUCGUUGGUGUUUUAUUGCCACUGUUGUAUCCAUUGUGGUAUUAUCAUUUGCAUUAACGUUGUAUAAUCAUUUUUGGUAUGAAUGUACAGUAAAAAUCUUCUGUAAUGGAACACAACCGUUGGGCAAAUGUUUGGAUGUUACGCUUGACAAAUAUCCGGUACGUAAUGGUUUUCGAAAAAAUCAUACACCAAUGUUUAUCAGAAAUUAUGUGAAGAUAAGUAUAAUUGCAAAUGCUAUUUUUAUUGUCAUUAUUCCAACAAUUCUUCUUACAGCUUUAAAUGCUGCACUGAUAAUAAUCAUUAAAAAACGAAGUCUGGUGAUCUAUCAGAGUUUAUCGGUAUCGGAAUGUCAGUCGUCUGGCAAAGAAAAUGGCAAAAUUUCUGUAACACUUUUUCGACGUAAUGCUGAUCAGCUGAACCAACAAAGAACCGAACAUCGAAUUGCAAUAACCGUAUGCGCUAUUGUCACAUGUUUUACCAUUACGCAAGCACCAUCAGCAAUCGUUCAAACAUUGACGCUGUUUCGUGAACAACCAACAGCGAUACGUGGACUAGACCGUAAAUGGGCUUAUUUGCACACUCUUACAGCCUUUUUGGUCAUUCUUGGCAAAAGUCUCAACUUUAUCCUUUUUUGUCUUAGCAGCGCAACAUUUCGUCGUAAACUUGUAACAAUUUUAAAGACCAAAGCUGUUGGUUAUAAACGAAGAAGGAAUUCAAAUCUUAGCGGUACCGCAGUUACACAUUUGUCGAUGAGUGUUCGAAGAUUAUCGAAAUCAAAUGUCUACUAA